AUGAGAACCAAGGCAAGCUCAAGCCUCUUCUUUUGUUUCGCACUCGUCCAGUCGAUCAAAGCUGCGGCCAUCAGCUCCAAUUGGAAGACGCCUGAAAAUUACGCCGGGAUCGCACAUGGCAUGGGGACGUCAGAGCAUGCGUUUGCUGUGGAUGUUUCUUCAGCCAAUGCAGAUGUACGGAUCCCCCAAGGCGUGGAAGUAGGGGGAAGUGUAGUAGUUCGCUAUUCAUCUGACAUUACGCGGUCAGAGCUCACUGCUGCUCAGGUGUUCCAUCACCUAGUGCCGCGAAACAAAGCAGAGGGCAAGGAGAAGCCUGCACAUCCGCGAAAUGUUGGAUAUGCAAUUGUCAUUGGGGCGGUCGCUGGCUUGAUCUUCUUGAUUGCUAUGAUUGCGGUGUCGUGCCACUGUUUUAGGAAGCAUCGGAUGCAAAGCAAGGUUGCUUCCAUAUCGAUGUCGAUGCCAAAGUCAAAGUCGAAGGGUGGAGGUCCUGCGUCAGGUGGUGUGUACGCGAGGUUACCAGACCCGGAGCCAGUCGACCGUCCAGCAGGUACCUUCCAGCAGCCACAUUAUGAUCCUAACGUUCCUUAUGCGACACCGUGGUCACCACCUUCUCAUUGA
Molecule: messenger RNA, 618 nt
Organism: Pleurotus ostreatus (oyster mushroom)
Lineage: Eukaryota; Fungi; Basidiomycota; Agaricomycetes; Agaricales; Pleurotaceae
Exons: 3
Coding region: 1-618 (205 amino acids)
Source: RefSeq, a predicted model, not a curated record